AUGCUCUCCGGGCCUUCUACUGCGAGGGCUAGUGGCCCUCAUGCGCGGCAUCUUCUGCGACCCUCAGUGUCUCGCGCUGGUGGCUUGCGACCAGCCUGCGGAGCUGCGGGCUCAAUAUCAUCGCGACGGAAUCGAAGCAAUACGCCUCAACGGUCCAUUUCAACAACCCCGAUUCGUCCGAGAUACAGUGCAUCACUACCGAGUACUGUGACAUCACAAUGGAUCCCCGGACAAAGACAAUCGUCUACCACCGCAGCGCCGUCUAAUUCGACUACAGACGCCGACCCUAUCGAUGCUAUCAACGUCCUGAUCGAACGCAUCAACGAAAACGAUGAUGACAUGGCAAAGCUGAUGGAGGAACUGGAGUUGAUAGAAGGCGACGAAGUUAUGGAGGAACUCGUCGAUCCUCUUGACGGCCAAGAAUAUACCCCAGAGGCGUGGGUGGAAAUGGUGCGACAGCAGUUCGGAGACGCAAUCCCUGACGGCGUCCUGAAUGACGAGGAACUUCAACUUUUCACUCGACUCUACGGAGAACCGAUCAUUCAAGAGCUCGUUGACGAACUACCCGCUGAGGAAGACGGGAAGGAACCCGAUCGCUUAUUCCGAGAGGAUAAACAGGGCCGGUGGGAGGAAAUCGAAUACGAGCAGAACGCGGAGGCGGAGGAUGACAUCCCGGUCGUCUACGACAUGGAAGCAGGUACCGAGGAGGUCGAGACAAUUGCGAUGCGACGCACGCGUGAAGUUGCUGAGCAGUUGGGUGGCGAGAUCAUGCUGGAGCAAUUUGAAAAUGAAGCCGUCCCGGAUUCUGCGCCGCGGGCUCAUCCCCUGACCCGGGAGGGCAAAUUCACAACGGACCCCAGUACUAUUCAUCUACCAAAGAAUACUGUCACUGGGCCCAUCUCCAUUAUCCUGUCCGAGUUCUCCAACAAGCAUAUCGCUGAUACUGCUCGCCGGUUGUUCGGAGGGCCAGGAUUGCCUCAUUCUACAACGACACCGCCUCCACGGGCGCAGCUGCCACAGUUACCAAUCCCUCUUCAUGCAUCGCAACACCAUAUGGGUGAGAUGGAAGCCAAUGCCUAUAUUGCGGCCCUUUACCCCGGAAUUUACGCCUCCACGCUCAGCGUUCUGGUUGAGGUACGGAAACGCAUGGGAACUGACUGGAUCCGCCAGCUCAUUUCCCAAGAAGGCGGUCCUAAUGUUCUCGAUGCAAGUGGUGGUGGUGCCGGUAUUCUGGCCUGGAGAGACAUUGUCCGUGCCGAAUACGAACUCAUGGUUCCCGACCACCCCGAGGGAGCUCCUAUUCCAUAUGGACGAUCGACAGUCUUGACGGGCUCGGAGACGCUACGACUGCGCGCAAGCGCCAUGCUUGACAACACCACCUUCCUUCCCCGAUUGCCAGACUACAUUCACGCUCGUGAGAAGCCAACACUAGAUGACACGCGUCCCCUACAGAAGCGUAAGCAGUACGAUAUCAUCAUCGCACCGCACACUCUUCUCGGAUUCGAGGAGGAAUAUCAGCGAAAAGAGCAUGUCCAGAAUCUCUGGGCGCUUCUAAACCCCAAUGGUGGUGUUCUUAUCCUACUCGAAAAGGGCCGUCAAAAGGGCUUCGAAGCGAUUGCUGGCGCCCGUGAAAUGCUUCUUAAGCGCCAUAUUGCAAGCCCAGGCUCAACAGAGUAUGACAACACCUUCGACUCUUCCAAUGAAUCUAAAACCAUCCCCAAGGAGCCGGGUAUGAUCAUCGCUCCCUGCACAAACCACUCCACCUGCCCGAUGCACAACCCAGCAGGCCCGACCAAGGGCCGCAGAGACUACUGUCAUUUCGAGCAGCGGUACAUUCGUCCAGCCUUCUUGCAGCGCAUCAUGGGCGCCAAGGACCGCAACCACGAAGAUGUCAAGUUCAGCUACCUCGCUGUGCAGCGGGGCGUGGACAUGCGUCAGGUCCGGGGUAUUCGCCAAGGGCCCGAAGCAACAGAUGCCGCAUUCGAAGGUUUCGAGCAUCUUGACGAGUCCGACAGCUCAGCCCCCGAUCCGCUCUCCCUCCCUCGUGCCGUCUACCCACCCAUGAAGCGCCGUGGACAUGUCAUUUUCGACCUCUGCACCCCGGCUGGCAAGAUUGAGCGUUGGACCGUCCCUCGUUCUUUUAGCCGACAGGCCUACCGUGAUGCCCGCAAGUCCAACUGGGGCGACCUGUGGGCUCUGGGCGCGAAGACUCGGAUUCCUCGCAAGCUGAACCUGGGUGAUAAGCACGGCGAAGGCAAGAAAGAACGUCUUGCUCGUCGAGCAGCUGCCAAGGCGGAAUCGCGCGAGGUUGACGAAGAGGCCGAUUACGAUGAACUUGACCCUGAGGAGGACGAGGCUGGUGAUGAGAUCAUGGACGAUGGAGAUCGUUCGGGACUCCCUCGAACCCCUGCCCGCAAGAGGGGCCAGAACAUCCCAAGCUGGAAGAAGCAUGCCGAUAAAAAGAAGCUUCGACAGGCUGUGAAGCGGCGAGAUGCAGCAGAGGAUGCUCUGUAA
Molecule: messenger RNA, 2514 nt
Organism: Penicillium cataractarum
Lineage: Eukaryota; Fungi; Ascomycota; Eurotiomycetes; Eurotiales; Aspergillaceae
Product: tRNA methyltransferase RSM22
Exons: 1
Coding region: 1-2514 (837 amino acids)
Biological process (GO): translation
Cellular component (GO): mitochondrial small ribosomal subunit
Molecular function (GO): methyltransferase activity; structural constituent of ribosome
Source: RefSeq, a predicted model, not a curated record